Molecule: messenger RNA, 592 nt
Organism: Neolamprologus brichardi
Lineage: Eukaryota; Metazoa; Chordata; Actinopteri; Cichliformes; Cichlidae
Gene: ins
Product: preproinsulin
Cellular component (GO): extracellular region
Molecular function (GO): hormone activity
Source: RefSeq, a predicted model, not a curated record
AGCUGCUCCUGCUCUACAUCUCAGAGUUAGCUCCUCCUCUCUGCCUGUGCAGCUCUUUUCCAGCAUGGCAGCGCUCUGGCUCCAGACCUUCUCCCUGCUCGUCCUAAUGAUGGUUUCGUGGCCGGGCUCCCAGGCCGUCGGUGGGCCACAGCACCUGUGCGGCUCUCACCUGGUGGACGCCCUGUAUCUGGUCUGUGGGGACAGAGGCUUCUUCUACAACCCCAGGAGAGAUGUGGACCCUCUGCUUGGUUUCCUCCCUCCAAAGGCAGGUGGCGCUGUGGUGCAAGGUGGCGAGAGUGAAGUGACCUUCAAAGACCAGAUGGAAAUGAUGGUGAAGCGAGGCAUUGUGGAGGAAUGCUGCCACAAACCCUGUACCAUCUUUGACCUGCAGAACUACUGCAACUGAACUCUGCUCUGCUGGACUUUGUUUAGUCGAGCCAGGCUCGGCUAAUCAGGUCCGAGUCCCAACCCCUCCUCCCCCCCUGCUUCAGAGGAGAGCCACAGCUGUCCCCUCUCUGAAAACCAACUGCUGUCAAAUGAAGUGCUGAGAAAUGGAUAAAAUUAAUUUUCCAAGAAAAUAAAAAUGCAAAAU